ACCUAUGGGCAGACACAUCAGUUGGAGUUGAAUUGGCGAUCAGUUCGCUUUACAGGGAGAUUCUGCAGGCUAGGACAAAAAGAGACGGGAUUUGGAGGCGACCGGGAGCGACUUUUUCUAUCCUAUCAUUUUUGCCUUUUGCUGUGUUUUGAGUUCGUGAAGAUCUCUUCCGAUGAGAUGGCCUUCCCUCAGUUAGGGUAUCCUCAGUAUUUAAGUGCGAGCCAGGCUGUGUACGCUGCCGAUCGGCAGGGAGUGCUGGCUUCUUCCCGAGGAGGAGCCGAGCUUGGGGCUAGCCCCACCGCCGCUGCUGUAACCUCGGUACUUGGAAUGUACGCAAACCCUUACACAGCCCAGAACUACAGCGCUUUCCUCCCCUACACCACCGAUCUCACCAUGUUCUCCCAAAUGGGAUCACAGUAUGAAUUAAAGGAUAACCCUGGUGUUCACCCGGCAACGUUUGCAGCACAUGCGGCUCCUGCUUAUUAUCCUUAUGGGCAAUUUCAGUAUGGAGAUCCUGCCAGACCCAAAAACGCAACCCGGGAGAGCACAAGUACGCUCAAAGCCUGGCUGAACGAGCACAGGAAGAACCCUUACCCGACUAAAGGAGAAAAGAUCAUGCUGGCCAUCAUCACGAAGAUGACCCUGACCCAGGUCUCCACCUGGUUCGCCAACGCCAGGAGGAGACUCAAGAAAGAGAAUAAAAUGACUUGGGGUGCUCGGAAUAAAAGUGAUGACGGUACUCUCUACGGCAGCGAUACUGAAGGGGAAAAUGAGAAAAAGGAGGAGGAUGAGGAGAUUGACUUGGAAAGCAUCGACAUCGAUAAAAUUGACGAAAACGACGAGGAGCAAAGUAAUGAAGAGGAGGAGGAAAAACUGAACCUCAGUAACGAGGAGGAGAAGGCAGACAUGGAGAGGGAGCAUAAUCGAACAUUGCAGGGAUCUGAAGGUGACAGUAAAGCAAAGGAGACGGACAGAGAAGAUGGAAGUAUUGCUGAAAACAAUGGCACCAGGGGUGUAUCUCUAGCACAGGGAAAUUUGCUAAUCCCAAAUCAUAGUAAACCCAAAAUCUGGUCUUUGGCAGAGACUGCAACCAGCCCGGACAGCGCCCAGAAAUGUUCCCCGUCCAGCCACACGCCGUCGACCAUUCAGCACCCAGCUUUUCUCUCAAACCACGGACUCUAUACUUGUCAGAUCAGCAAGUUUCAUAACUGGACAAACGGCGCUUUCCUGGGCCAGAACUCUUUGCUAAAUGUCAGAUCGUUUCUGGGUGUAAAUCAUCAUCAUCAUCAUCAUCAUCAUCAUCCACAACAUCCUCAGCAGCAACAGCCUUCUGUGCUAACAGCAGCCCUGGGAGCAGUGAGCAAUGAAAAAUCAACAGACAUCCCCAGCCCAAAACACACAGAAGGAGAAUGCAUUCCAGGCGAAUCUCCAUCACAACCGCUAAAAAUAUCAUUUCAGCCCGUAAAUGAAAGCUCACGGCCCCAGCAGGAAGGAACACGGGUUCUAGCAACCAUCUCUUCCGUCUGAAGAAGUGUUACCGUUGAAAAAAGAUUUUUUUUUACAAAAAGCUAAUUUUGCUUCAGUUUUCUUGCCGCAGUGUCGAAUACAAAGUCCCUUUCAAAAACUUGACAAAUAUGGAACGAUUUGUUUGACAUUGUAACAUAUCUGCACGUGUUAUUCUAAUUGAUUUUUUUUCCUGACUCGAUCAUUGUUGGUUUGGUAAUUAUUUUCCCACGUUCCGUGUUUUUUUAUGUAUAUAGAGUGAUUAUAAUUGUAAAUAAGCGCGUGAGCAGAACUUGUCAGAAUCAUAUAUUUUUGUCUAAUAAACUGAAGAAAUUAGAUCAACCUCCUAUCUCCACGUAACCUUACGUGACUUUGUAUUGAUUUUCAAAGCGUCACAUUUUGCAGGAUUUUGAAAGGAAUGGCAGUGUAUUCAGGAUGGGACGCUGAAGAAAACAGCCAGAACUUAUUUUUGAAUUCAUGGUUUUAUUGCUGCUUUCCUGACUAUUUUAUCUACAACGCAACAUUAAUACUAAAGGGGAGGGUACGAGAAAUUGACAUUAAAACACUGUUCCAAACUAAAGUUGCGAUCUCAGCAAAGUAAAUGUCCCAGUGUUUAUUCUCCUGGUCCCCUAUGAAACCAAUCAGUGACCUUUAAGGUGCUACUAACUCGACAGAUGGCUGCUCCUGGUGGAAAAGGGGGAGCUCAAUGAAGCAAACAGCUGCUAAAGCAAUUAAAAAAUAAUAUGGCAAGUCUGUGUCCAAACAGGGAGG
Messenger RNA from Stegostoma tigrinum, 2274 nucleotides. It is a transcript of the gene irx1b, whose product is annotated as iroquois homeobox 1b. The transcript has 4 exons. Bases 178 to 1527 code for a protein of 449 amino acids. Gene Ontology annotation, cellular component: nucleus. Gene Ontology annotation, molecular function: DNA-binding transcription factor activity, RNA polymerase II-specific; RNA polymerase II cis-regulatory region sequence-specific DNA binding. The record is from RefSeq and is a predicted model, not a curated record. NCBI's taxonomy places the organism in Eukaryota, Metazoa, Chordata, Chondrichthyes, Orectolobiformes, Stegostomatidae. Gene Ontology annotation, biological process: neuron differentiation; regulation of transcription by RNA polymerase II; cell development.